Molecule: messenger RNA, 945 nt
Organism: Talaromyces rugulosus
Lineage: Eukaryota; Fungi; Ascomycota; Eurotiomycetes; Eurotiales; Trichocomaceae
Exons: 4
Coding region: 1-945 (314 amino acids)
Biological process (GO): L-ascorbic acid biosynthetic process
Molecular function (GO): gluconolactonase activity; calcium ion binding
Source: RefSeq, a predicted model, not a curated record
AUGGCUGUGCCAGCUUCCAAGGAUCAUGUCCAGAAAUGGACCGUCACGGAGCCAUAUCUCGACAUUCGUGGUGGCUUGCUGGAAGGCCCUUACUAUACCCCAGCCAGCAACGAGCUUCGAUUCAUCGAUCUCGACCAUGGUAAGGUCUACUUUCUCGACGUGGCUAAGGGACCCGACUCCUUGACAGCCAUCUCAGUCGAAUAUCCCAUUGGAGUAACUGCCGAUGUGGCCAACACGUCUGCGGACAACCCCAAAAUUAUCGUGGCCGCUAAGCAUGGCUUCGCAACCCUUGACCGCCAAUCCGGCGCGUUGACCUAUGUCAACCGAAUCUAUAAUGGCUCGGAGGAAUCGUAUAGAAUGCGAUUCAACGACGGCGCUGUCGAUAGUCACGGCCGUUUCUGGGCUGGCUCAUGCAAUGAUCACCGAGUUGUCAAGGUCGAAGACCAAGGAACUCUAUAUCGACUAGACUCAGAUUUCAGCGUGCAUGCCAUGGUCAAGCAGAUGAUUUGCCCAAAUGGCAUCGGGUGGAAUGGGGCCGACAACGUCAUGUAUCUGACCGACUCCCCCAGAGGGAAAAUCUAUGCUUAUGACUACGAUGCCCACACCGGCAACAUCUCCAAUCGCCGGGAUUUUUUCACCAUCGACGCCAGUAUCGGUGAGCCCGACGGCUUCGCUAUGGACGUGGAAGGCUGUCUUUGGGUCGCCGUCUGGAGAGGAAGUCGUAUUCUUCGUGUCAACCCUCAAGGUGACAUCACAGGGGAGAUCUCUUUCCCUACCAGAUUCGUAACGUGUCCCGAAUUCGUGGGCACCCAGCUGAUCGUCACUACUGCUCUGGAGAAGGAGCCAUUGUCUUACCCAGAAUCGGUAAAAUGGAGCGGUAAAGUUUAUAAACUGGAUGUCGGCGUGCAAGGCAAACCUAGAAAUCCAUUCCGCCCGCAGUUGUAA